UCAGGGCUGGUGACAACUCUAAAAUGUCUAGAUUGCAGUCUCAGGCCUCAGUACAGGACACGUAUUGUUGGAGGUAACAUCACGAAACAAGGCCAGUUCCCCUGGCAAGUUAGCCUCCAUUUUAGGAAUGAACACCUGUGUGGAGGCUCCAUCAUAUCACCAUACUGGGUCAUCACUGCAGCACAUUGUGUGUAUGGGUUUGUAAACUCCUCCAUGUGGGCGGUCUAUGUGGGACUGACAGAGCAGCCGCUUCACGGGGCCCAGGCUUUGGCUGUUGAGAAAAUCGUAUACCAUAAUCGUUACCGACAAAAAGGACUCGACUAUGACAUCGCACUGAUGAAACUGGCCAAGCAACUUGAAGUUAAUGGCUCUGUGCAGCCCAUCUGCCUGCCCAGCCAUGGAGAGGAGUUUAAGGAGGGCACCUUGUGCUGGAUCUCUGGUUGGGGUGCAACAGAGGAAGAUGGAGACACUAGUGUUGUUCUGCGCUCAGCUGUGGUACCACUUAUCUCCAACCAGAACUGCAACAAACCAGAGGUUUACAAGGGCUUAAUCUCCUCCUGGAUGAUCUGUGCAGGAUACCUGGAAGGUGGAAUUGACUCCUGUCAGGGGGACAGCGGCGGUCCGCUUGCCUGUGAGGACUCGUCUGUGUGGAAGCUAGUGGGAGCAACCAGUUGGGGCAUUGGCUGUGCUCACAUAAACAAGCCGGGCGUUUACACCCGCAUCACACUCGCUCUCAGCUGGAUCCACAAACAGAUGGAGAAAGAAGAGGCUCUGAAAACAGGAAACUGAAUCCCCCCACAGUGACUUCUCACCGGACUAUCCACAUGUCUCCACAUUUGGCAACAAGUACCUGUAGAGAC
Molecule: messenger RNA, 860 nt
Organism: Maylandia zebra (zebra mbuna)
Lineage: Eukaryota; Metazoa; Chordata; Actinopteri; Cichliformes; Cichlidae
Gene: tmprss3a
Product: transmembrane serine protease 3a
Biological process (GO): proteolysis
Cellular component (GO): membrane
Molecular function (GO): serine-type endopeptidase activity; protein binding
Source: RefSeq, a predicted model, not a curated record